Molecule: messenger RNA, 921 nt
Organism: Talaromyces amestolkiae
Lineage: Eukaryota; Fungi; Ascomycota; Eurotiomycetes; Eurotiales; Trichocomaceae
Exons: 2
Coding region: 1-921 (306 amino acids)
Biological process (GO): iron-sulfur cluster assembly
Cellular component (GO): cytoplasm
Molecular function (GO): iron-sulfur cluster binding
Source: RefSeq, a predicted model, not a curated record
AUGCCUUCCCUGCCCGUCCUCAUCGACAAUACCGCCGACUUUGAUUUUUCUCCCGCCCAAAAUGUAACUCAGAAGCGCAGUCUGCUCCUCGCACCCCCCUCGAUUGCCGCCCAUGAGGAGAAAUUGAGAGACAUUUUUGCGACAUUCGAUCGUUCCGUCACCGAUUUGCAGAUGUUGGAUCGCCUCUCUGCCGGAUUCGUCACGCUCCCUACGUCCACUUACGAUCUCGUACUCGUUCUCACAGACACCAAUGGCGCUCGACGAAACGAGGCUCUUGGCCUGCUUACUCGGGAUGUUUUCAAUGUCCUGACGCCUGCAAUGAAGCCCUCAGCACAGUUGAAGUUACAAGACGGCCCUUUUCAAUCCACCGAAGGUCGUGAGGCAAUUCUGGCUGGUUUGGUGGAGAAGGAUGGCGCCUUUGAGAAACCGCAAUACCAGGAAGCCGCCGUACCCCUCCGGUUCGGGUUGAAUAAGAAGAAAAAUAAGGUUGCUCCAGAACCUGUCAAGGUUGAGACUGUUGGAUUUGUUGAUAAUUACGAUGACGACGAAUUGAUUGAUGAAGAUGAUUUGCUGGCAGAGGAGGAUCUUGGCAGGCCUGUGCAGCAGCCCGCCGAAUGCAAACCAGAGACCGCUAAAAAGCGACGACGCGCCUGCAAAGACUGCACCUGUGGUCUCGCCGCCCAACUUGAAGCCGAAGACGCCGAGCGUCGCGAAAAAGCCAAUGCAAACCUUAAUGUUCUCAAACUCAACACCAACGAACUCAACGAUGAAGUCGACUUUACCGUGCAGGGAAAGACAGGUUCCUGCAACAGCUGUUCCCUGGGAGAUGCGUUCCGCUGCGAGGGCUGCCCCUUCAUUGGGUUGCCUGCCUUCAAGCCUGGCGAGGAAGUCAGAAUUCUGAACGACAUGGCUCAGCUUUGA